UCUAGACAUUUACCUCUUCAAAACGUAUUGGAUUUGCAAUACAAUAAUCAUAUCGAAUGAAAAACGAAGGGAACAUGGAUUUGGCUUAUGGCAGCAGUACCAGUACCCAGACUUUUGGAAUGGAGUCUGCAGAAAGUAGGACUAUUAAUUUCUCUAAAGAGAAACAGAGGCGGUUUCGUCUCGGGCUGUUGACAAUCAUUUGUGCAGUCUUAUUACUUGCCUGUCUUGCUCUCGCUACGUAUGCGAUCUUGCUCUCGUUUAGGAAAGAAAAAGAUGCGACCAAAGACGAGGUGAAGUAUUGUACUUCGUCCACAUGCUUAGAAGUGGCAGCCGCUGUUAAGAAGAGCCUGAACGAAUCCGUGGAUCCGUGUGAAGAUUUUUAUCAGUAUUCCUGUGGCAGUUGGAUCGAGAACAACCCAAUUCCACCAUCAGAAACGACAACGGCCACUUUUAUAACAGCAGCAAAGAAGAACGAUGAAAGAUUGUUGCUACUUCUGUUAGAAGACGACGAGCUUCCGCGCGAACAUGCCGUGAAGAAAGCGAAGAACUAUUUUAAAUCUUGCAUGACCGAGGACGACGAUAACAACACUGCUACAGUUGUUGAGUUAAAAAGCCUUAUCCGGCGUUUCGGAUCCUGGCCACUAGAUGUGGCCACUUGGAAUGUCUCAACAUGGAGUCUCAAUCACGCUUUAUUGGAAAUCCAUCGUGAUUAUUCUGCUACGACACCCUUGUUUGCGAUGACUGUGGAUGUAAACCCUUUUGAUUCUUCUCGAUAUAUUCUAAAGAUCAAUCCUCCAUCUUUGAGUCUCAUUCGGGAACAGUACUUGACAGAGGAUAACAAGACACGAGUGGCAUACGUGAAUUACAUGACCAAAAUAGGAAAGUUGCUUGGAAGUCCUGAUAGUAAUCAAACAAAAGAACAAAUGGAAAAAGUUUUAGAGCUGGAGGGAAAACUGGCCCAGAUAAUACCUCCGGCGAGCGAAUUGGGAAAGAAUUUCCUGCAAAACAUGAAUAUGACGGAGCUCGAGAAAUUGGCACCUGGUUUCGAGUUCACCUGGUUGGAAUUUAUCAACGAAUUGUUAAAACCUUUCAACGUGUCGCUGAACGCUUCAGAUAUAGUCAUGGUCCCUUCGCCAGAGUAUCUUCGGAACCUCUCCUACAUUGUGAACAACACCAGCAAGGAGACAAUGGCGAGUUACGUGAUCUGGAAUUUUGUUCAAUCUGUUGUUCCCUACAUGUCGCAUGUAUUCCGGUCUGCUUUAUUGGAAUAUCAGAAGGAGACGAUAGGAACCAAAUCUGCUCCUCCUCGAUGGUAUUCGUGCAUCGAGGACGAGAAUGGCUAUUACCAUGGACUGACAUUUGCUUUGGGAUAUAUAUGGAUUUCAAAAGUGUUCGACGUUGAAAUUAUACCAUUUAUUCAAGAUAUGUCAAAAAGAAUAAGGAGUGUAUUUAGAAAUGAAACGUCCCAACUCGAUUGGAUUGACGACGAAACUCGACGGAAAAUUGACGAAAAGGAAGAUGCAAUGAAAUUCCACAUUGGCUUUCCCAAGCUCUGUGCCAACGAAACAUUGCUGAACGAGUUUUACAAAGAUUUGAACAUCAGUGAGAAUGAUUAUCUUAAGAACGUCUUGAGUGUGAUGAUAUGGAAAAGGAGAUUGGCCUUUUCAAAACUUAAGACAGCGGUGGACAAAGACCAAUGGUUCACUGGACCUCAGAAAGUUAACGCAUUUUACUUACGAAGCAGGAACGAAAUAAGUAUUUUAGCAGGAAUUCUUCAGCCUCCAUUUUACUACGGACGAAAAGCUCCAAGAUCCAUAAACCUUGGUGGGAUUGGAGUGAUUCUAGCACACGAGUUAUCUCACGGAUUUGACGCCGCUGGGAGAAAGUUCAACGAGAAUGGAGAGGUUGUUGAAGACUGGUGGAGCAGUUCUUCGUCUCAAGGAUUCAAAGAGAGAUCUAAAUGCAUUGUAGACCAGUACAGCAAGUUCUCAGUAGAUGUUGGAGGUGGAAAAAGAGAAAACUUGAAUGGUGAACUGACUUUGAGUGAAAACAUUGCAGACAACGGUGGCAUUCGUAUGGCUUAUUUGGGAUAUAAGGAUUGGCUUAAGAACAAUGCUCCCGAACCUCAGUUGCCUGGCCUGCAGAUGACUCACGAGCAGCUCUUAUUUGUGAGCUUUAGUCAGGCAUUUUGUGCUGCCAUGACUCCAUCAGCGGCCUUCCGCUUCACAAAAGCAAGCGUGCACUCAAUACCACGCUACAGGAUUAUCGGCUCGUUGUCAAAUAUGGAGGAAUUCUCCGAAGCAUUCAAGUGUUCCGCUGGUCGAAGAAUGAAUCCCAAGAAGAAAUGUAAACUGUGGUAAAUCACAGACAUAACGAAUCUGUCUGUGACACCUAUUAGCAGAUGUUGCAGAUACUAAUUUUGGUUUUUCCUCCUCUCAAUUCUAAACAUGAAUACGGUUAAAUAUCGUUAAUUGUCGCCAUAUCUCCACACCAAAUAUAUCCUUUAAUAUCUUUUACAAUCAAACGCGAUUCCAAUUAAGAGAAAAGUCGGAUCAAUUUCAGUAUCUGGGCAACUGCCCACUUACCCCUCCCCUAACCCAACAACAGUUAGGGGAGGGUAGGUGGGCAGUUGCCCAGAUAUUGAUAUUGAUCCGAAAAGUCAAAGGUAACUGCAGAUGUAAUAUCUAAAUACGUCUGCAAUUCAAUCAUUAAUGCCACUUGCAAAACGAAGACAGUCAAGCUAAGGAAGAGUGCCAUAUUUUGUAUUUUGUUUUCUUCCUAGAAAAAAGUUAGUUCCACAACAAUUCUGACUGCAGAUUUCGAAAACAUUUUUUACGUAUCCUAAUUCUUAUACACAUUUUAGGUGUAAUUUAGUUCGCAGAUUAAAAUUUAGGAGAGAUAUCCUAAUAUGCAGUAAGGAAUUGUGUGAAAAAACGUUGCAAGAAAAACAUAGAUCUGACUUUGUCCGGGAUGUUUAUAGUUUUAAAACGAUAUUUUUCGACGUGUAAGAGUAGUUUGAAGAGAGUGUAUUUUAGCCAUCCAAACAAAAUCCCCUUUCUACAUAAAAUAGCAGGACAUAGAGUGCAUGGAUUUUUGUGUUUCGCUGUGUUCAGCGUAUAUGGCUCUAAAACAGAGGGGCGGGGGAGGGCAUAAUCCUCCUUAAAAAUUGAGGUGAGUUCGCAUAUUGAUUCAUUUGCCAGGCGAUUGUUGCAUGUUAAAAGAAAGAUGUACGUAACGAAGAUGCUGUAAAAAACAAGUUGUAUAACAAUAAACAAAUCAGUUAAACCCCUAUGAUUCAAGAUAAAAGCAUCUCUUUUAUUUACAGAAAAUACACCGUCAAAUUUUGAAGAUCGUGACAAAAUGAGCUAAAGAAAAAUUCACCUAAUAUAUCUUCGACAAGAUAGCGAGUCUCGACCAUAGAAGUAUUUUUUUAAAUCAGUAAAUACAACUGGGCAUAGCAAACUAAAAUUGUCUUCGACACUAUGAGCGUUUAACUAGAAAAUACGGCUUACGAAGCCGUCUGUAUUUUGUGACACUCACGUUUUGCCAAAGAUCUGCGCAAGAAUUUGAUAGCAAUUGUUGGCCAAUGAAUCCACACUUUAAUCUCAGCAUUUUAAUCUAAGCAUGUUCAGCAGCGUUCGAGGCGACCUUAAACUGUAUCCUAACAAUUUCUGCAACGACACAUCAA
Pocillopora verrucosa is the source of this 3688-nucleotide messenger RNA. RefSeq names its product endothelin-converting enzyme homolog. NCBI's taxonomy places the organism in Eukaryota, Metazoa, Cnidaria, Anthozoa, Scleractinia, Pocilloporidae. Gene Ontology annotation, molecular function: metalloendopeptidase activity. Gene Ontology annotation, cellular component: plasma membrane. The record is from RefSeq and is a predicted model, not a curated record. Gene Ontology annotation, biological process: protein processing.